AUGGCUGAAACUGAACAGAAAAUUGGAGGAGUCCGACUCAUCGAGGGAGAGGAGGUCUUCGGUGUUGCCCACUUGUUUGCUUCUUUCAAUGAUACUUUCGUGCACGUUACCGAUCUUUCUGGACGGGAAACUAUUGUCCGAGUCACCGGAGGAAUGAAGGUUAAAGCCGAUCGUGAUGAAUCCAGUCCUUACGCUGCUAUGCUUGCCGCACAAGAUGUUGCUGCACGCUGCAAAGAGCUUGGCAUCACUGCCCUUCACAUCAAGGUUCGCGGAACUGGAGGAAACAAAAGCCGUAGCCCCGGACCAGGAGCCCAAUCUGCAUUGAGAGCGCUUGCACGAAAUGGAUUGAAGAUCGGACGAAUUGAAGAUGUUACUCCCAUCCCAUCUGACUGCACCCGUAGAAAGAGUGGACGUCGUGGACGCCGUCUAUAA
Molecule: messenger RNA, 432 nt
Organism: Cylindrotheca closterium
Lineage: Eukaryota; Bacillariophyta; Bacillariophyceae; Bacillariales; Bacillariaceae
Source: the annotation of a GenBank genome assembly